Bufo gargarizans (Asiatic toad) is the source of this 1863-nucleotide messenger RNA. Its product is annotated as E3 SUMO-protein ligase KIAA1586-like. Gene Ontology annotation, molecular function: SUMO ligase activity. Gene Ontology annotation, biological process: protein sumoylation. NCBI's taxonomy places the organism in Eukaryota, Metazoa, Chordata, Amphibia, Anura, Bufonidae. The coding region runs from base 1 to 1863 and encodes 620 amino acids. The transcript has a single exon. The record is from RefSeq and is a predicted model, not a curated record.
AUGGAACUGGUUGAUAGGCAUGAUAUUGAAAGUGUUGUUGGCAAUGAUGAUGGUACAGUUUCAGAUGUGUUAACAGUUGAAGAGGCAUGUACAAGCACUAUAUCAUGUUGGUCCAAAAAACAAUUUGAAUAUUUUAGCAAGUUGUUUCCAUGGAUCCAGGUUAAAAAUGGAAAAUUAGGUUGCAAUGUGUGUAGUAAGGUCAGAGGGUCUUUGGGAAUAGAAAAAGCUAAGGCAUGCCAUGUUUCAGAGGAGUGGAGUAACUUUUUAGUAAAACCAAGUGGCACCCUCAAAUUGAUUCAGCAGGCCUCUGUUCGCAAAAAAAUUAGAGAGCACAGUGUUUCUAAAUCUCACAAUAAAGCAGAGAAACUUCAGAAUACCGCCAAAAUUGGCAUAUUAACAACAGCAAUGGACAGGCUCAAUGAGAAAGCUAUAGCUGCGACAAUUCAUAUUUUUAAUAUAGUAUACUGUUUAGCUUUAAAUAAUAAGCCUAUGGCUGACAUAGAAGGAGAAGUUCAAUUGCAGAAAAUUAAUGGUGUGGAUGUUGGAGUAGGCCUUCACUCAAGGAAAACUGCCAUUACGAUAAUUCAAUAUAUAUCCUCACAAAUAAGGAAGGCUUUAUUUUCUAAAAUUGCCAGUUGUAAGAGCAAAUUAUGUGUCAUAAUUGAUGAAUCCUCAACUGUGGCACAGAAAAGUGUUUUAGUCAUCUAUAUUCGUUGUGAGCUUUCAACACAUCAGGAUCCUGUCAAUGUAUUUGUGGAUCUUAAAGAGCUUGACUCAACCACUGCUGAGGUGAUAACUGAAACACUUUUCAACUGCUUAAGUGAAAAUGGAUUUGAUAAAGAUUAUUUACAAGAUAAUCUGAUAGGAUUUUGCUCAGAUGGUGCUAGUGCAAUGCUAGGUAGCAAGUCUGGGGUUGCAUCUAGAAUUGUAAGAGAAUUUCCAAACAUAGUCAUAUGGCACUGUUUGAGCCACAGGGUUCAACUUGCUCUUGAUGAUGCAAUUAAUUCUGUAUCCCAAGUUAAUCACUUUAAAAUGUUCCUAGAAAAAAUAUAUAGCAUAUAUCAUGUAUCUAACAAACAUCAGUUAGAGCUUCAUAACAUAGCAGCAGAUCUAGAGUUGGAGAUAGUAAAGAUUGGUAGAAUCCUAGGUCCUCGGUGGGUGGCUUGUAGUGCUCGUGCUGCCAAGGCAGUAUGGAGAGCGUAUCCAGCUCUGUAUAAGCACUUUUCGAAUUAUAAGAAUUUCUUGGGAAUGAAGAAAAAAAUGGAAAACUUGUGUUUCCUAAAAGAUCUCGCUUUAAUGAUCGAAAUUCUUGAGGAGCUCUCCCUUUUAUCCCUUGCUUUACAAGACCGGGAUGUUUCUCUUGUCAAAGCAGACAGACUUCUUUGUCGGUGUAUUAGGGCCCUUAAAAACCUAAAAGAAAAUCCAGGGAAGCAUGAAGUUCAGAUUGAUACAAUGAUUAGAACAGAGCCAUUUAAAGAUAUUCCUUUCCAAGUGAGUGCUAAAAACACUGGUCUUCCAAGAGCACAGUUAAUUCAGAGCGUAAUAGACAAUAUGAAAAGUAGGUUGUUUUCCACUGCAAAUACAAGACAAAUGGACAGUGGUACAGUUGUCCAAAACGCAAGCCGCUACAAAAAGUUAUUGUCCUUGUUCUCUUUACUUGAACCCAAUUCUUGGCCAUCUGACCUCACACUAUCUCCGUGGCCAGAAGGGGAAUGUCAAUUAAGACAGUUAAAUGAACUGAUAAAAUGUAACAUUCCAGUUAAUGAUUUCUGGGAUUACAUAGACAACAGAUUUUUCAGAUUGCAGCCUGCCACCCUCUAUUCAACAAGCCAAGAAAAUUAUUCGGGUCAUAGCUGUCAGUAG